This is a messenger RNA of Vicia faba (fava bean), 735 nucleotides long. The record is from the annotation of a GenBank genome assembly. NCBI's taxonomy places the organism in Eukaryota, Viridiplantae, Streptophyta, Magnoliopsida, Fabales, Fabaceae.
AUGGAUCCACCACCACCCAAAUCAGUGGGAAGUUCUCGUCCACCAAGGCCACCACGAAAAAACGCUGCUCCACCGUCCCAACUCUCUCGGCAGCAGCCACAAGAAUCAUCACCGGGAAUAGAAGAAUCUCAACUACUGUCAUGGUUUCAAGAAAUAUUCCCUGGUCAAGAUCUUCCACAAUGUCUUCAACCGGAGACGAAUAAUGAUCCUCCUAGAGACUACACAUUACAACGCAUGCAGAGUCUUCCUAGAUCAAACCCUGUACCAUGGCAUAAGUCACGAGAACGAUUAUUAUUACGUGAAUUAUAUCCUCAUCUUGAUGCUCUAUGUACUGAUUCAAUCUCGAAGCAGAGAGAAGGACUUCUACCACCGCGACCACCGCGGCCUCGGCUUCAGGCAAUACCAUUUCCUUCUCUAGACUCGCCACCACGGUCAUCACCACCGCAGCAGCAAGAAAUAGUUCUUGCACCACCCUCUCCACCGAAAAGAGAAUCUCAAGAGAUUCAUGGUCCUCAUUCUAUUGCUUCUCCGUCACCUCGGUGUUGGACAUUCGUAGUAAUCUUAGUUGUUAUCAUAAUUAUUGCACUAGCUUUGGUGCGUCCUACUUACUUUACUCUUUCAAUUAUAGUACUAGCUGCUUCUACUAUUACUCACGGUGAUGAUUCUUGUUUCAGGCCAGAUUGCGAGUUCGGCAAAGAACAGGAUAUUGGCCGGCCUGUAAGGUUACCUGGUUAG